AUGUCAAAUAGUCACUUAUUUCUUAAAUCAUGCUUUCCUCGGGCACCGCUACAAAAUGGACUUGGGAGAUACGUUUGCCAACUUCAAAGAGUAACUUUAAAAUUUUGCAAAAAUAAUGGAUCAAGCAAGGGGAUGCGAGAAUUCAUUGAAAACAAUCUCGUGGAUUUCGCCAAAGAGAAUCCUGGGGUAGUGGUCUAUGUAAAGCCAAGACGGCACCGCACACCGGUAUUGGUUGGAGAGUAUUUAAAUGGUGAACGGGAAUGGCUGAACUGUCGUAACACGACAAAAGAAGACAUAUUAAAAUGGAUUGAAUUUUUAAAAACCCAAAAUGGACCUUCCAGUUCGAUGAGAUUGCGUAAAAUGUGGCACACAGAUGUUCCUUCUAUUCAGGGUCCUUGGACACCAUUUACGAUUCGUAAUCCUGAGAUGAACUUAGUUAGUUUUCCAUCUACAGAGCACUCACAACCUUUAGAUAUCGAAAAGUCGGCUACUGAAAAAUUAUUAGAAUUGUACAAAGAACAAAAACAACACUGA
Molecule: messenger RNA, 534 nt
Organism: Musca vetustissima
Lineage: Eukaryota; Metazoa; Arthropoda; Insecta; Diptera; Muscidae
Gene: mRpL43
Product: large ribosomal subunit protein mL43
Exons: 3
Coding region: 1-534 (177 amino acids)
Biological process (GO): mitochondrial translation
Cellular component (GO): mitochondrial large ribosomal subunit
Molecular function (GO): structural constituent of ribosome
Source: RefSeq, a predicted model, not a curated record